Molecule: messenger RNA, 2469 nt
Organism: Aspergillus japonicus CBS 114.51
Lineage: Eukaryota; Fungi; Ascomycota; Eurotiomycetes; Eurotiales; Aspergillaceae
Product: putative C6 transcription factor
Exons: 5
Biological process (GO): regulation of DNA-templated transcription
Molecular function (GO): zinc ion binding; DNA-binding transcription factor activity, RNA polymerase II-specific
Source: RefSeq, a predicted model, not a curated record
UCAGCCGGCAGGUGCAGGUGGUGGCGGCAUUCCAGGGAACAACCCCCUCUCCCUUCGUUUGGUUAAUUAUCUACCCCCCCCCCACAGACAGAGCGCAGAAUGGUUGAUAACAACCGCAGCAGUAUCAACCCGGGCCCGCCUGCGGGGGUCCGCAAGUUUACGCUGUCGUGUUCCAGAUGUAGAGCCUCCAAGCUAAAAUGCGACCGUGCAGAACCUUGUAUAGAGUGUGUCAAGCGUAACAUCGGUCAUCUUUGUACCAAAGAUGAGCGGCACCCGAGGGCCAAGCGGUCCAAAACCGUGCACCGAGGCAAGAUAGCGUCCAAGCAAGAUCUAACACAAGAUGGGGACGGCGAAGGGGAAGCAGAGGAGACAGCUCAGCUCUUGGAGCGUUUCGUGGAAGGCAUUCCUCGUUCGAAUUCUACGGCGGCAACACCAUUGUCAGUCGCCCCGGAUUUUCCGAAUCGAUACUGGUCCACGACAGACCCUAAGCGACACGGUGAACAGAUCGCCUUGAUCCGAGAAAUCGUCGAUGUACUCCCGGAGUGGGAGAUGAUUCAUCUCCUUUUUGAAGUUUUUGUCACUCGCUGCCAGGGUCCGCUGGGGAAUGUGGUGCAUACUCCGACCUUCAUGGCGCAAGCUGCAGAGUUCGGCCACUGCUUGAGUCUUUCUUCGCCAGACGAACGGACCUCUGCAAUAGCCAGUGCAGUCACGAUGGAGACACUGGGCUGUUACCUCUUAGCGCUCGUGCUCGGUCUUGCUUUCCAUCCAACCCCUUCUAUAUUGGGGUGGAGUCCUACGCCGUUGGCUCUACGUGUGGAGGAGCUCCGAGCGUCUGGUACAUGUCCAAAAACAUGGAGAACUCUGGGAUUGCGCUGUGUUCAAGACGGAGUAUCUUUCUUCUGUGGCUCAAUCGCCGGAUUACAGGCUGCAGUCAUGCUUUUACUGGACGGCCAGGAGGGUUCGUUGGCGCUGGACGCGGUUCUGGUCACUGCGAUCUCCGGAGCUCGCAGACUCGGGUUGCAUCGGCUGGGGGAUAUCAAGUUGGACGCGUCUGCAUCAUAUUCAGCACCACUCGAAAACGGCACGAUAACACCGGCAGAACCACUGCAUCUUCGCACGGAAAUAGGUAUUCGCAUAUGGUGGGCGCUCGUUCAAAGGGAUUGGUCGCGCGGACAAACCCUCGGCUACUACACCAUUCAACCAUCACAAUUCAACACCCGGAUGCCGUUGCACGUCAAUGACGACGAUAUCUCUCUACCAACUUCGCAAGUAGAUGCAAAUAGAGUCAUUGUAGAGCGGCCUCGAUCCGAGUUCACGAUGAUGUCGUAUACUCUCCACGCCCUGGAAGUCAGCUCGAUUGUCCGCGACUCCAUCGCACUAUGGGGAUCACAACCAUAUGCGCCUGGGGAAACCACUGGGCCUGCCAAUUUACGCAAACAUCUCAACAACAAAUACGAGAAGUACGUUGCUGGUCUGCCGGCGUAUUUCCGACUGGGCAGCACGGUCGGACUUACCGCCACCGGCGGUCCCAUGGCGGCGAUCCCCGUGCAACGCUGGAUGCUGCACCAGCAACUGUGGAGCUUACUGCUUCGACUGCAUCGGCCCAACCUCUCAUCGCCAAUUGGUCGUCCUUUCUGCCAGCUCUUGGCGCAGAAUAUCAUCGGUACCCAGGGUCAGAUCCAGGCGCGAUGUACCGUCUGUGGCUCGCUGUGGACCAGUGAGAUACAGCUCUUCAAUGCGGCCGUGGUGUUGCUCCUCGAUCUGCUCUUCACCUAUAGUCCCGGGGAUGAUGGAGAUAGUGCUAGUGCACAGCACCUUAGCCGACUGAUGACUCGCGACAAGAUCCGGGAAGCGAUGGAAUUGUUGCGAGUCGGGGAUUUCAAAAAGCUGCCACCGACGCUCCAAGAUCCGCACAGAGAAUCAGAGGCGGAACCGCCCGCUCAGCGCUGCCUCAUUGCUCUGGAAGCCUUGACGAAGCUCGAUGAAGACGACAGUCAACAUAACGACGGCAGUGCUGCGGCCGGAGGUCAUCGCGGGGAACACCCCGCUGCUGCAAGCUCACGAAAGCUCAGGGUCGCGGGUAUACUGAAGGCCGUGAGCAGAAAAGCAGUUGAUCCUGCUGAUGCACCCGAGCAAGAACAUCCGCAAGCCCCAUUCGAGCCUCUUUCACCAUCCAACCCAUUACUACCAUUAGUCGAUGGUGGUGUCCCCGACGGGUUUCCGGAGCUCGACGUGCUGCCGCUUCUCUCCAACGGCCUCGUCAGCCCGGACGACCUUUGGCAGUGGCAGUUGUCGGACUUUCCCCUGCCACCACUCGAACCUUGGGAUUCUCACUCCAAAGAUGCCCCGUUUGCUACCCUAGGGGACGACCUCCCUGGCGCACUUGGACUGGGCGUUUCAGACACGUCGACAUUUGCCGACUCAUACAGUGAUUGUACUCCUGGCACGCGCAUGACCCGCACACCUCCU